Molecule: messenger RNA, 2039 nt
Organism: Syngnathoides biaculeatus (alligator pipefish)
Lineage: Eukaryota; Metazoa; Chordata; Actinopteri; Syngnathiformes; Syngnathidae
Gene: rbm45
Product: RNA binding motif protein 45
Exons: 10
Coding region: 143-1591 (482 amino acids)
Molecular function (GO): RNA binding
Source: RefSeq, a predicted model, not a curated record
UAAGUAUAAAACAUUUACCCACUUGAAACUUUGAUAUUUUCAUAGUACGACAAAACGAUGAAGGGCAGUUUUGAAAGGUGACAUUCCACAUUACGAAGGUCCUUGAAGGCACCGGCAGAGACCGCAGGAUUGAGAUUCCAAGAUGGACGAGUCCCACGCGAACGUGAGACAAGCGGCACCGGAGAACCUCGACGACCCUCCCAACAGCCGUCUGUUCCUGGUGGCCAGUCGCUCCGUCACGGAGGAUGAGCUCCGGGACCGCUUCUCCGUGUUCGGCGACAUCCAGGGCGUGUGGGUCGUCAAAGACAAGCAGACGAAAGAGUCCAAAGGCAUUUGCUACGUCAAGUUCGCCAAAUCGUCUCAGGCCUGCCUGGCCAUGGAGGAGAUGCACGGAAAAGUCCUGCUGGACGGAAACAAACCCAUCAAGGUGUUUAUCGCCCAGUCGCGGUCGUCCUCCAGCCACAGAGACGUGGAGGACGAAGAGCUGACCCGGAUCUUCGUCAUGAUCCCAAAAACCUUCUCGGAGGAAGACCUGAAGAACACUUUUAAGGAGUACGGCGACAUCGAAUAUUGCGUCAUCAUCAAGAACAAAUUGACCGGGGAGAGCAAAGGUUUGGGCUACGUCAGAUACUACAAACCCUCCCAAGCGGCCCUGGCCAUCGAAAACUGUGACAAAGCCUACCGGGCCAUCCUGGCGGAACCCCGCAACAAGGCCUCGGCCACGGAAGAUUACAACAGCAUGGCGGUCAGGAGCGACUACUCGGGCGGCGCCGACUCCAUGAGCAUGUACCCCUUCAACAUGGCGGCGCCGGCGGAGCCCGUCAGCUACAACAUGAUGGACUACCGCGGCGGCAGCGGCGGCGCCGACCUGACCCGCUGCCUGAUGGUGUCGACCCGCGCCGCGCUGUCCCAGGAGCAGAUCUUCGCCCUGUUCGACAUCAUUCCGGGGAUGGAAUACUGCGAGCUGCAGCGGGACGCCUACGGGAUGAGUAAAGGUCACGCGAUGAUCCGCUACAGCAAUCUGGGUUCAGCCCUUUACGCCAAAGACAAACUGAACGGAUUCGAGUACCCGCCGGGGAACAGACUGGUUGUCAGUUUUAUGGACGACGGCGAAGAUCGCAGCAGUUCUGUGGGUCGGAUGGCCAUGCAGUUCGUGGCCACCCAGAUGAUGUCAUCGGUUUGGAACGGACCCUCCAACAGCCAAGCCAUCAAACCUCCCAUCGCGUCUCACCUGGGAUUCGCCGGGCCGCCGCCGGCCCCCGUGUCCCGAGUCCAGACGGACGUCAGCCUGCCGCCCCCCAAGAAGCUGGCGCCCCCCGACAGCAAGGCCAAGGAGCGGCUGUUUGUGGUCUUCAGCCCCGCCCCCCUGCCCGUGGACGUGCUGGAGGACGUUUUCGGGCGAUUCGGUUCCCUGAUGGAGGUCCACUUGGUUCCGGGCAGGAAGGUCGGAUACAUGAAGUACGCAGACAAGCAGUGCGCCGACGACGCCAUGGCGACGCUUCACGGCCACGUCGUCAACGGCGUGAAGAUGAAGGUGAUGCUCGCGGAUCCUCCCAGAGAAGAAUCUCACAAAAGACUUCGCACGUACUAGGACGGACGGCAGCGCGUGCCAGGCGACUGUUGUCAUGACAAUACGACCCCCCCCCCGACCUGACAGACCCGACGACCAACACGGACGGAGACCUCUUGACACGACCUUUGACAUCUGUCUGACCUUGUACUUCUGUCCGGUGACCUUGCCCUGACCUCCGAUGUAGCGGGUCACUCCAGUGUUUGUUUUUUUGUAAUUCUUUUAUGAUUCAAAAUCAAUUAACAUUUUCCAAUCUGUGGGAAGAAUUCAGAGGAGCGCGUCGGACCCAUUUCCACGAAAUUAAGUUGACUUUGGCUAAUGGAAGCUUUAACUUGGGUCUCCUAACGAACUCUUCAAGUAGACAUCUGCUAUUUUUUUUUAUUAUUAUUAUUUUAUUUGUGUUUGAGUUUUGUAUGUUCAAAUGUGUUCCCACUGUGAUACGGUUAAACAGAAAUAAAACCAAAAAGGC